Messenger RNA from Thlaspi arvense, 1460 nucleotides. NCBI's taxonomy places the organism in Eukaryota, Viridiplantae, Streptophyta, Magnoliopsida, Brassicales, Brassicaceae. The record is from the annotation of a GenBank genome assembly.
GAAUCUCCACAUCAUCACUACAUUUCUAUCUUCCAAAAUAUCUGAUUCACAUUUGAUCCACCAGAUCAAGUUGGUUUGUGUUCAUAUAGGGAACUCCAUUAAAUGGCGAAGAGGAGGUCGUGGUUCGGUUGGUUGAAACGAGUAUUCAUCUGCGAGGCUAAAGCGAAUCCAGAGAAGAAACCAAGGAGAUUGAGAUGGGUGUUUAGAAGACUGAAGCUGAGACAUCAGAUUGCAACUACGGUGCAAGAGACAAGGACUUUGAACGAAGCAACAGAGGAUCAGAGAAAACAUGCCGUGAAUGUAGCCAUUGCCACGGCGGCAGCAGCUGAGGCGGCGGUUGCAGCGGCCAAGGCAGCUGCUGAGGUUGUCCGGAUGGCAGGAAACGCCUUCACGUCACAGUACUUCGUCAAGAAGCGCGAUCACAAUUUGGCUGCUAUCAAGAUUCAGAGUGCCUUCAGGGCUUAUCUGGCGAGGAAGGCGUUGCGUGCACUGAAAGCACUCGUGAGGCUUCAAGCAAUUGUCCGUGGCCGAGCUGUUAGGCGAAAGGUUUCUGCUUUAGUAAAGUCUUCACCCUCCAAAGCUUCGACAUCAGGCCUCAUCCAGAGAAACACAGAGAGAAAACACUGGUCCUUGACCAAAUCUGAGAUCAAAGAAGAGCUCAAGGUAUCGAAACAUUCGAAGGUGGAGUGCAAUGGUUGGGACAGUAGCGCUCUCACGAAGGAAGACAUCAAAGCCAUAUGGUUGAGGAAGCAAGAAGGUGUGAUCAAGCGUGACCGUAUGUUGAAAUACUCCCGCUCUCAUCGGGAGAGAAGGAGUCCUCAUAUGCUUCUGGAGUCAUUGUACACAAAGGAUAUGGGGAUGCGAAGCUGUCGGCUGGAACAUUGGGGUGAGUCCAAGUCUGAAAAAUCCAGCAACUCAAUUCUCAUUCCAAGCGAGAUAACAAAAGUAAAGCUUAGAACUUUACAGAGACAAGACUCUUGUGAUGGACAAGACUCACCAUUUUCAUUCCCGAGGAGAUCCUUCAGCCGUCUGGAACAGAGUCUAUUGGAGGACGAGAGCUGGUUUCAAGGCUCCAAUGGCUUCCAGCCUUACAUGAGUGUGACAGAGUCUGCAAAGGAAAAGUUUAGAUCACUGAGCACACCGAGGCAACGAGUAGAGCUCAUGGAUUCUUUGUUUGAUAACAGUAAGAGGGAAGGGGAUAAAGUCUCUCUCUGGUCAUCUUUUGUGAGUGAAACCAGUAAGAUGAGCAGCUCUAAGAAGUCGUCUCUGAUCACAAACCAGCAUUGUUGUUAAUUUUUGAAUGUUCAUGUCACUUUCUCUUGUUUUUCCAUUGUGUUUUUUUUUUUUUUUUUUAUGGGUCUCAUAUCUCAUGUUCUUUAUAGAUAAUGUUUCUGAAGAGGGAAUUUUUUUUUUGGUUUUGGUGUCUGCUUUGUCAAUGUAAUUCUUCUGUUCAAACAUGG